AUGCCAGGAAAUUUAAAUCUCAAGAAGUCCUGGCAUCCAGGGUUGAUGAAAAAUCAGCAGAAGGUGUGGGAAGAAGAACAAAAUAAACUUGCAGAAUUGAAAAAGAUUAAGGAAAAGAAUAAAGAGAUUCAGGACGAAAAAGAAAAGUUGCAGCUCAUGAAAAUGCAAUACGGAGAUGAUUUAGAAAACCUCCCCUCGGAUCAAAAAUUGAAGUUGAAUAAACUAGACUGGAUGUAUGAUGAACCUAGCAAAAAGGAUGAAGCAGGCUUCAAUGAAAUGAGGGAUGAAUUUCUACUAGGAAAGACCCAAGUUGAGCAAAUGUUGCAUAACAGCAAUGCUCUUCGAAUGAAGGGAGAAGGUAAAUUAAAUAAAAUUAUUGCUGCUGGCACUGUUGUUCCUUCUUCUAAAGUUGAUCUCGAUGAUCCUUUAACCAUUAUCGAAAAUGAACAAAUGAAAAAAAAGAGACAAAGGAAAAGAAGAGAAGGUGAAAACAACCGAAAACGAUCUCAUUCUCAUAGGCUGCAUCGUGACGAAAGAUAUCAUCGGAGCCACCACAACAGUCGUAGCUCUAGAGAUGAAUCUCCUACUAGAUAUGGGUCACAUGAUAGUGAGAAGGCGUCUAGACAUAAAAAUAGCUUCGAGUCGUAUGACACCUAUCGGAGAAAAAAGAAUCACAAUAACGACAUUUAG
Molecule: messenger RNA, 690 nt
Organism: Priceomyces carsonii
Lineage: Eukaryota; Fungi; Ascomycota; Pichiomycetes; Serinales; Debaryomycetaceae
Product: U2-type spliceosomal complex subunit
Exons: 1
Coding region: 1-690 (229 amino acids)
Biological process (GO): mRNA splicing, via spliceosome
Cellular component (GO): U2-type spliceosomal complex
Source: RefSeq, a predicted model, not a curated record